GCGCAUGUUGAAAUUCAACCUCCCGGCCCCGACUCCGGGCUGUCCCCGGGGAGGUGGCUCCGGCAGGUGCAGUCUCCCUGGCGGGGCGGGGCCGGGGCUCCGCUCUGCGCUCCCGUGGUCCUGCUAAGAAGCCCGGCGGCAGCAAGACCGCUUCUCCGGAGCCGCCAAGCUGGAGUUGGAACUGGACCUCCGUGGGGCCAGGGCCCCGGCUGCGGGGCAGCGGCUCAUCCAGGCCGAGGCCCCCGCAGAGAAUGAGCCGGAGGCAGUGGCGGUCUCCCGGCAGAGCGGCCGGGCCGGGAGCAUGCUGCGCUGGUUCACCACCGGGAUCCUGUUUGCCUCCUUCCUGGGAUUGGGAAUGAGUGUUGCUAUACUUGGACCCACGUUUCAAGAUUUGGCAACAAAUGUGAACCGAAAUAUCAGCAGUCUGUCUUUAAUUUUUGUGGGCCGUGCCUUUGGAUAUUUGAGUGGCUCUGUGAUUGGUGGAGUUCUUUUUGACAUAAUGAAUCAUUUUUUACUUUUGGGAGCGUCAAUGUUGGUGACCACCGUUGGUCUUUAUCUUGUUCCUUUCUGCAAGACGGCAGUAUUACUGAUUGUCAUGAUGUCUGUCUUUGGUGCUUCAAUUGGCCUUCUGGAUACAGGUGGUAACGUCCUUAUCUUGGCUCUCUGGGGGGACAAAGGAGCCCCACAUAUGCAGGCCUUACACUUCUGUUUUGCCUUGGGUGCCUUUUUGGCUCCACUGCUAGCUAAACUGGCAUUGGGUACGGCAGUGCCUGCUGAAAACCACACAGAGUUUGACUAUCACCAUCCUACACUCAACCGAUCAUCUGAAGCUGACUCAGAAUCUCUGUUUGGAAUACCUGUUGAUAUGAAUUUACUGUGGGCUUAUGCUAUUAUUGGUACCUAUAUUUUAGUGGUCUCUAUCCUUUUUUUUGCUCUGUUUUUAAAGAAAUACUCAAAGCGGGAAAAAGCAAAAGCAUCUGUUCAGACAUUUCGUAGAGCUAAGUAUCACAACGCUCUCCUUUGUCUCCUUUUCGUGUUCUUCUUCUUUUAUGUUGGAGCUGAGGUAACAUAUGGCUCUUACGUUUUCUCAUUUGCAACCACCCAUGCUGGCAUGAGAGAGAGUGAAGCGGCUGGCUUGAACUCCAUCUUCUGGGGCACCUUCGCGGCCUGCAGGGGCCUGGCCAUCUUUUUUGCUACAUGUUUACAACCUGGAACCCUGAUUGUGUUGAGCAACAUUGGCAGCCUGACUUCAUCUUUAUUUCUGGUGCUUUUUGACAAGAGCCCAAUUUGUCUCUGGAUAGCAACUUCAGUGUAUGGGGCCUCAAUGGCAACCACAUUUCCCAGUGGUGUUUCUUGGAUUGAGCAGUACACAACCAUCCAUGGCAAAGCCGCAGCAUUUUUUGUAGUCGGUGCUGCCCUGGGAGAAAUGGCUAUUCCUGCAGUAAUUGGAAUUCUUCAAGGAAAAUAUCCUGAUUUGCCGGUAGUUCUGUAUACCUCUUUGGGGGCAUCAAUAGCCACUGGUAUUUUAUUUCCUGUGCUGUAUAAAUUAGCCACUUCACCUCUUGAUCGCCAGCGAAAAGAAAAUAGAAAGAGUGAGGACCAGAAAGCUUUGCUCUCUAGCUCGGGGCUAAAUGACUAUGAGGAUGAGAAUGAAGAGGAGGAUGCAGAAAAAUGGAAUGAAAUGGAUUUUGAAGUGAUUGAAAUGAAUGAUACAAUGAGGCAUGCUGUGAUAGAGACAUCUAGAAAUAUUCUGAUGGAGCCCACAGCUGAAGUCUCCAGCCAGUCCCUCUCAAAUGCACUGGUGUUUGAGUCGUCUCUCGUUGAUACUGGCAAUUCCCCUGUGAAGCACUUGCCAGAAACCAGGACAAAAGGGACUAACGAUUAGAGAAGAUGGAUUACUUGCUGACAUCCUUGAAUAAUCACCACUUCUAAAGAGGCCAGUCAAAGCAGAGCAUCAGCAGACUUUCAACAUGCUUUGGGGAUCGAAAUUUCUGUGUCUGCUUAUAACAAAUGCUAAAAAGUUUUGAAAUGUUCUGUAAUUCGCAGAGGCUUCCAUAAAUAUUCAAACGGUCUCGUACA
Messenger RNA from Lemur catta (Ring-tailed lemur), 2079 nucleotides. It is a transcript of the gene SLC60A2, whose product is annotated as major facilitator superfamily domain containing 4B. NCBI's taxonomy places the organism in Eukaryota, Metazoa, Chordata, Mammalia, Primates, Lemuridae. Gene Ontology annotation, biological process: transmembrane transport. The record is from RefSeq and is a predicted model, not a curated record.